ACUGGAGACAUUCGGUGCCGACGGAGGCAGAAGCGCUUCGUGGCGCGGCCGCGGCGCCGGAAAGAGUGGGACGAUGCGACGCGGACAUGUGCGUCGUGUGAAGGGUUAAACGGGAGGAGGCGCGGCGGAGCGCGGCGGAGCGGAGGUCCGCUCGUCCGGGGUGGAGUGAAGUCCAGGCGAGCGCGACGACAAAUUAGCUCGCGUGGAGACAAGAACAACACAAAUACCUUAGAUAAGUUAAAGAUAAAAAAAAAGCGUGUGUGUGAGAGAGAGAGAGUGUGUGUGUGUGCGCGCGCGUGCGUAAAAGCGCCUGCGCCGCGGAGGAUGGGUGAUGUGAGCGAAGAGGCGCUGCUGGACUACUUCUCGUGCGCCGGAGGAGACGCGGGCAGAGUCCGCAACGCAGACAUGCUGAGGACGUUCAAGCCUUUCAUUGGCCACGGCGAUUCGCAGCUGCGUGCGAAAUACAGAGAGGAAUUCAAGCUCAUCAUCGACCGGAUCGCUGUGGUGAAGUCAGAGAAUGGUGAGAAGUAUCUCGUCCUGAAGAAGAAAUACAGGCAGCUGCUGCACGAGCGCGACCCCGGACGACGCGCCGCGGACGGACAGAAACACUUGAACCCGGCCGGAACGACGGCCACUGUCCAGUGGGACGCUCCGAACGCCGCCGCGACUCCUCCUCCUCCUCCUCCUCCUCCUCGUCCUCGGGAUGAGCUCAUGUCGUGCGUGGAGCCCGAGAGCGCCGCCGAGUCCGAGUCGGAGCAGGACGAGGAGGGUACGGGCAGCAUGGGCUCCGCCGCCGUCGCCCUGGAUCCCAUAGAAAAGGAGUGGAUCUACUCCGCCGCUGGCGCUCGCGUCCCUGACCUGUCUCAGCUGCUCCGACAGGACCCCUCGCUGGCAAACAAGAAGGACUUCACCUCAUUUACGGCUCUGCACUGGGCCGCCAAGCAUGGCAACGGGGACAUGGCCACUCUGGUGGUGAACGCUGGCGCUGACGUCAACACCAAAUCGCACGGGGGAUACACACCUUUGCACAUUGCAGCGUUACAUGGCCACCGGCAUAUUCUCGACCUGCUCAUAGAGACGUAUGGCGCUAAAGAAGACUUGAGGGAUUACAGCGGCCAUCUUGCUGGCCAUUAUCUGAACAUCAGAGAACCGGAGGGUGCGGAGGAAGACUGCGAGCUGCAGCUCCAAGUCACUCAGGCCAGGGAGCGGAACAGGAACAGGAAGCUGGGGUCGCUGUUCCACUCCAAGAAGAAGUGGGGCUCGGCGGAGGAGCUGGCUCCGAUAGAGGAGGAGAGGACGGCGUCACACCAGCUCGCCCCGCCGCCGUUCAGGCCCCGGAAAUUCUCCCGCUGAGGACGAUUUCGGACUCCGAGAACCCCCCCCCCCCCCCCAGAUGCAGAUACCAUGGAAGUAUUAAUACUGUGUGUGUAUGUUAUGUACACACACACACACACACACACACUUGCUGAUGCACCUAAAAGCUCAUCUAAUGUCUGAGCAGAGAAGCUUUAAGUUUGAAUGUGAAGCGCUGCUGCAGCUGCUGUUUCGUCUAAAAGUGUGUUCAGUUAGAAACGGAAGAAUUUCACGAAGCCUUUAAACUCGACUUAAUGUCCAGGGAUUCUUUAAACUCGCCCCUGUUUGUGUCGAAGUCGUGUGAAGACGUCGACUGGACUGCAAGUAGGUGUCCAGGUCGUUUACGGAUUCACGUUUAUACUAAGGAUAAGGCGGGUGUUAAUAAAAAGAUAAGAUUAGAUUAUUACUUUAUUCGUCCCACAACGGCGGGAAAUUCCGGGAAAAUAUUCUAUAUUUUUGAUUUUCCUCUGGAGAUACUCAGAAAAGACACAAGAUGUUUUUGUCCAUCUUGAACAACUAUAAAGUCACAACUUUAUAUUUUGAUUUUUUUUUUAGAACCGUUUAUUUGCUGGGGCCUUUUUUUUGCCAAAGGUUUGAUGCUGUUGUGAAUAUGAGACCAACUGAAAAAAACUAAAAACCACCUACAGUUCCCAUCUUCAUCAUAAUGAAUCUGAUAUCUAAUGAACGUCUCCCAGACUCACUCGUGUGUUUUUAAAUGUUUUUCAAAAGACGACCAGGAAGAUUUAUAAUAAGCUUUUUAUUUCCUAUAAAUAAUUAUUGUCACCAGACUUAAUCUGUGUAGCAUCAUACUGGUGGUUCUGAAUGUUGUGGCCUGUUAAAAAUCAUGUGAACUUUACAUAAUUCUAUGACCGUUUUCCAAAACAUGCCACUAGUGUUUAAGAUUGUUUUCCUGGUUUAUUUUUUAAAUCUAUCUGCAGAGACACACAUGGUCCAGAAUCGCCUUGGUGAAAAUGUUAAAUUCUGUAUUUCAUAAAUUAUUUGGGAAAAUCAAUUUUUUUACUGUCAUUCAUGGGAACGCAGUAAUAAGUUGGGACUGUGUUGAAAAAGUCUCCCAUGGUGAUGCAUUCAAGGUCUAUCAGGGAACAGAUAUCCAAGCAGACAAUUUGAUUUUACUGAUAUUAUAAUUAUGAUUAUUAUUAUUCACUUUUCCAUAAAGGCACCAAGCCAUAAAACCAACUUGUAACUGAAUCAAACAGAUUAAAUCGAAUCCAACAGAACAAUUAAUGAAUAAAUUAAUGUGAAAUAUAUGUCUUGUGUUACAUGUUAAUUUUCAUACUAAACCUGGAAGACUUUUGGAAGAUAUUUGGAAAAUCGGUCUUACAAACUUCAGUUAAACUUUUUUUUUCUGCUUGUGAUUUGCAGCCAAUGUUCGUAAAACAUUCAAAACAUUCAUUUUCAUAUCUGAGCCAGUGAGACAUUCGAGAAUAAACAGGAGGGAGGAAAAAGAUCAAGCUGCAUGUUAUCAGCACUAUUGCAAACAUCACCACAAGGCCGAGUCAUAUGAUGUUUUAUGAUAAUCUUUAAAUAUUUUCUCAACCCUGACUCAGAUUCUUUGUCAUAUUGAGUAACUUUUGAUGUUUUCCGAUCAGAUAAUCUGGCCUCUUUGUGUCCAUGUUACUGGAUUACGGUUUGAUUUAUCGUGUCUGCUCCUCCCGCGUGCUUUUGUAUCGUUGCGACGGAUAGAUGAUAACUAUCGUCUUUUCUAAUCCGAAGAAGAAUCCGCCUCGGUUCCAUUAUUUUGCACAAUAUUUAUAUUAAUGAGGGAUAUUUUGGCAUUAAAACUGUAUUUUAUAUCAAA
This is a messenger RNA of Scophthalmus maximus (turbot), 3172 nucleotides long. RefSeq names its product ankyrin repeat domain-containing protein SOWAHD. Bases 325 to 1353 code for a protein of 342 amino acids. Gene Ontology annotation, molecular function: protein binding. NCBI's taxonomy places the organism in Eukaryota, Metazoa, Chordata, Actinopteri, Pleuronectiformes, Scophthalmidae. The record is from RefSeq and is a predicted model, not a curated record. The transcript has 13 exons.